Molecule: messenger RNA, 750 nt
Organism: Cercopithifilaria johnstoni
Lineage: Eukaryota; Metazoa; Nematoda; Chromadorea; Rhabditida; Onchocercidae
Source: the annotation of a GenBank genome assembly
AUGGAAACGGAAGAAAAACGAUUCCGCCUAGUUGUAUUGGGUCCUGGAAAAGUGGGGAAAACAUCAAUCAUUCGACGCUAUCUUCAUGGAACUUUCGAUGAAAAAUACAAAGAAACCGUUGAGGAUCUUUAUUCGAGAGAUUUUAAUAUACGGGGGAUGGAAGUAUCACUGGAAAUUCUGGAUACAAAUUUUGACUAUCCAGGCAUGCGCGAAAUUGCAAUAACAUCUGCCAAUGCAUUUAUGCUUGUCUUUGAUGUCAAUGAUGUGUCUAGUUUCAAGCAGGUGAGUGACAUAUGGUCACAGAUUGUGCAGCAACGAAAAGAUGCUCGAACUCUUCCAACUGUUAUUGUUGGGAACAAAUGCGAUUCAUCUUCUCAAAAAAUCUUUGAUGCAACAGUUCAAGCAUGGAUGCAACGUUUAAAUUUCAAUAUAAGUUAUGUCGAAUCCUCUGCAAAGAUGAACUAUAACAUAGUGGAAAUAUUCCGAAAUUUUCUGGAACAAAGUGAUUUAUUGGAUGAAGAAAAGUGGACAAAACAGCAAAAAUUGCAACUUUGUGAGAUCUCGCCAUCAAAGAAGCUUAGUCGAAACUGGUCAUUACCGGUUAGCAAAGCUAAAGAUGGCAGUUCAAAAGGUAUCAAUCGACCGGGCAGUUUUCUCCGACGUUCGAAGCAUUUGUCGUUAAGAACGAAAUGUCAUGACAAGGAAGUACAAUUAGAUCUGCCAAAUGAAUGUGACUGUAAGAUAUCUUAG